AUGUCUGACCCAAAACUUGUUGAUAUGGAACCUGGUGGAGAGAAUACUCAAUACGAAUCAAUUCGCGAGUUCACCAUACCUCCUGCCAAACAAACUGGACAGCUUGGUGGCAAUGCCACGCAUACGGAGAGCCUUAUGAAUACGGAUAUAAGCCCUCCAGAUGACUCGAAGGCCCAAAAUGAAGAAAAUGAGUUGGCACAGAAAUUAGGAUUGGGUGCAAAGCAGCCUAGUGAAGGGGAACUGAAGUUCGAAGCCUCGGGUGAUGCAGAGGCCGCGAAGACCAGAAAACAGCAAGGGUAUGGACCCGGCUCUGGGGUCGGCGCAUAA
This is a messenger RNA of Penicillium chermesinum, 327 nucleotides long. RefSeq lists its product as uncharacterized. Bases 1 to 327 code for a protein of 108 amino acids. Lineage: Eukaryota; Fungi; Ascomycota; Eurotiomycetes; Eurotiales; Aspergillaceae. The transcript is spliced from 4 exons. The record is from RefSeq and is a predicted model, not a curated record.